Acanthosepion pharaonis is the source of this 609-nucleotide messenger RNA. The record is from the annotation of a GenBank genome assembly. Lineage: Eukaryota; Metazoa; Mollusca; Cephalopoda; Sepiida; Sepiidae.
AUGUUUCUCCACUUUUUCUCCCCCUUUCAUCUUUCAACUUUUAUCCAACACCAUACGCCUUUCUUUUUCUCGUUUAUUACCCCAUUCAUAUCUUUUAUUACAAUUGCAUGUCCACACAUUUGUCGUAAGAAAACAUUUUCAGUAAUUAAAGGCGUAUUUGCUUUCAAAUCUCGCGCCUCUUUCCUCUCACUUAUUCGUUCGCAUGUCCGCUUUUUAUUAACCCUUCCCUCUCUUGAUUGUCCUUGUCACAACCAACGGACAAAAAGCUGGGCAUUUUCAUCAGUUUUCUCUUUCAACACAAAGGUUUUUUUUUUCUUAUUUCAUUUCUUCUUUCUUUGCUUGUCACCUGUCUAUAAGUUUGUUUCUUCUUUUCCCCUCCUGUUUCUUUUUUUUCGGCCUCCUCCUUCUCAUCAUGUUUCUUUCUUUCUUUCUUUCUUUCUUUCUUUCUUUCUUUCUUUCUUUCUUAUUCUUCUAAUUCUUAACUAUUCUUUCUCUUUCUUUCUUUCUUUCUUCCUUUCUUUCUUUCUUAUUCUUCUAAUUCUUAACUAUUCUUUCUUUCUCUUUCUUUCUUUCUUUCUUUCUUCCUUUCAUUCUUUCUUAUUCUUCUAA